AUGUUGCCACUGUCAGGCUGCUUAUUAUGAGCCACAUACGAUCAGCACCAUCAGCCAUAUUCUGUCUACAGAGUCUGCUGACACUUGCUGUGUAUUUAUUCUAUCAAAGCUUGAGCACUGUAAACCUUUGCUCUGUGUGCUCCUCAUACUUCAUUCACACAAACUCCUGAAAGAACAGAACUCUAUUACACAUUAAAUGUGCAAAGCAAGGAAUUGUGUUGUUCCUCUCUAUCAUUUUCUGCAUGGGUUUUUUUUUUUUUAUAUACAUUUUCACAUUCAGCACAAGAUGUCUGAGCUCUUCAAUGUAGGCUCCCCUGCCUGUUGCUCUAAACUUCUUGCCUCCCCACAUCCCAGCCACAAUAUUUUAACUCUUCAACUGACAACCACACACUAACUAUUCCUAUCACCAAGACAGUAACAUGUGGCUUUUUAGUUACUGUGCAGCAAAAAGUGGAAUUCUCUUCCGUACUUGCCACCAGCCGCUGAAUCCGUAAAACUUGCACUAAAAACAUAUCUCUGCUGAAUGUUACUACUAACAACAGUCCACUUAACGAUAGUUGAUGUUCCAACCCAUUCGCUCACUCUUUUGACUUCUAAUGACUUGUCUGCCCUUCUUGUAUCCUGCUCUAGAUUAUCUAGCUCAUCUACAGGUUACCCCAUUUCUCUCUGCAUCUUUGUCUUAAUACUUUGUUGUUACUUAUUGGAGAGAAAUAUUUCAGCUUCAAAAGCAGACAAGAAUGGUAACCUGCCUCUUCAUGUGGCACUAUGCAGAGCUCUUUCACUUCCACCAACUGAGGCAAAAGAAGUGUAUUUCAAUGUGGUGGUGCCGCUUAGAGAAGCAUAUCCAUUGGCUGUGGACAUUGAUGAUGAAGAAGGCAGGAGCGGCCAUGACAUGCUGACUGCUCUGAAACAGCAUAUACAAAAGGGAAGCAGUGGACCCCAGAAACAGCCAGAAAUGUUGCAGCAGUCUUAUGAGGAAGAGUGGAGAAAGAAACUUGCUCAAGAAUUUGAAUCAGAAUCUACAGAAUUUUUUGGUCGUUAUGCUUGUGAGGAAGGCAUAACCCAAGAAACUGAACAAGAAAGCUAUGAUGAGUGGGCCAACCGCAUGGGGAGAGAAUACAGGCAACACAAAGAAAAACAAAAGAAAUAUUACAGUGGUGGUGUUUCUGAUGGAACAAGGGACAAAUGUCAACAUCAUGAGAAAGAUAAUACAAAGGCAAGUCACCACAGUAAAAGGAAGGCCGCUGAUGAGGAGGCACUGAGUGAGGAAAGGAGAAAAAUGCAGAAAAGAUACCGCCACGAAGAAGACAAAAAUAAAAGGCUUGCCCUGAAGAAAAAUAAUUAUGAAACAAACUAUCAUGAUGUUCUCCAAGACAAGAGUGGACAAAAACUUGGGUUCCAUGAUAUCCCAUGGCCUUGUGAGGGUAACAUAGAGAAUGUAGUGGAGGUGCUGUUUUGUGAUCUCCCUGAAAUUCUAGAUCCUGGUUUAAGAAAAUAUUUAAGAGAACAGCAAGUUCGAUGGCACCCUGAUAAGUUUAUGCAACGCUUCUCUGACAGACUAGCUCCUGAAAGCACAGAGCAGGUUCUAGAAAGAGUCAAAGCAAUUUCUCAAGCUGUCAACAGUAGAGUAGAGACAGUUCUGUCUAAAACAAAACAAUGUUAGGUACAUAGUAUGAUAGGUGCACACAAUGAGCAUUUCAUGGUCCUUUGUAUAUGUGUGUGUGUGUUUGCUAUGCCAUGUGUGUCUUACAAAGUGUCUAGUUUUAUAGAGGUCAGGAGUAUGUUCCUAUGCAUCAGAACAAGAGAGACUAAAUGCUAAUCAUAACAUAUAAAACUUAUCUAUGCAAUUUUUUGAUCAGCAGCUUUAAAUAUGCAAGAUAUCUUGAAUAAACUGUUGUGCAUGAACUUGU
Pomacea canaliculata is the source of this 1910-nucleotide messenger RNA. RefSeq names its product NF-kappa-B inhibitor-like protein 1. The record is from RefSeq and is a predicted model, not a curated record. Gene Ontology annotation, molecular function: protein binding. Gene Ontology annotation, biological process: canonical NF-kappaB signal transduction. The transcript has 6 exons. Lineage: Eukaryota; Metazoa; Mollusca; Gastropoda; Architaenioglossa; Ampullariidae. The coding region runs from base 524 to 1663 and encodes 379 amino acids.